Messenger RNA from Pleuronectes platessa (European plaice), 1801 nucleotides. RefSeq names its product leukocyte elastase inhibitor. NCBI's taxonomy places the organism in Eukaryota, Metazoa, Chordata, Actinopteri, Pleuronectiformes, Pleuronectidae. The coding region runs from base 179 to 1528 and encodes 449 amino acids. Gene Ontology annotation, biological process: negative regulation of endopeptidase activity. Gene Ontology annotation, molecular function: serine-type endopeptidase inhibitor activity. The transcript is spliced from 7 exons. The record is from RefSeq and is a predicted model, not a curated record.
AGUUGGCCUAUAACGUUGCUUUGUUCCCAGCAGUCAGUGGCUUAUUGCCCAGUCACACCCACACAUAUACUGUAUAUAUACUGGUGUACGUGUUCCUCUACUGACCACUCAACCUCCAGGUUCACAUUCUCUGCUUCCACAUCUUCUCGUCUCUCAGGACAACUGUACAUCGUCAGCCAUGGGAAACAAACCCGGCAACACUCACCAAAGCUCCGACGACCAUAGUGUUGACGACCAUAGUGUUGACGAUCAUAGUGUUGACGACCAUAGCAUCGACAACAGUAACUCCGGCAACAAAUUCGACAACAUCACCAGCAUUGGCACAAUCAAUGUUUCAUCCCGAAGGCAACUCCAAAGCUCAAGAUGCUUGAUACCAGUCGAAAGCUCAUCCAAAAGCUCAAUCGACAUCUCAAGCGAUGUGCAGCUGUUCCGGACUCUGAGCCGUGCAAACCCAUCAGGGAAUUUGUUUGUGUCUCCGCUGAGCAUCCGUUCAGCUCUGGCUAUGGUCUACCUGGGAGCCAGAGGAAACACAGCCGAUCAAAUGGAAAAGGCCCUGUCAUUCAGUUCUGAUGAAGCCGUCCACGCCAAAUUCAAGAAGCUGAUCGAAGACAUCCACUCACCAUCGGUGUCAUACAUUCUGAAAAUAGCCAAUCGUCUGUAUGGGGAGCAAACCGCAAUGUUCCUACCUCGAUUCCUGGAAGCCAUGUGUAAGUACUUCCAUUCCGACCUGAAGACUGUGGAUUUCCUCUGCGCCGUGGAGGCGAGCAGAAAGGAGAUCAACACCUGGGUCGAGCAGCAGACAGAAAAUAAAAUAAAAGAUCUCCUGAAGCCGGGGAUAGUCUCUGCAGGUACGAGGCUGGUUCUGGUCAAUGCCAUCUACUUGAAGGCAAACUGGAAGAACCGCUUUUACAAAGCAAACACCAAAGAGAUGCCCUUUAAAGUCAGCCAGACUGAGUGCAAACCAGUCCAGAUGAUGAUCCAGAUUGAGAAGCUGCCCUACAACUACAUCCCUGAAUACAGUCUGCAGAUCCUGGAGCUGCCGUUUGAGAAGGAGGAGCUCAGCAUGUUCAUCCUGUUGCCUGAACAGUCCACAGACUGUUCCGACCCUCUGCUGAAGCUGGAGAUGGAGCUGACGCUGGAGAUGCUGAAUGAAUGGACUGACAGGAAAAACAUGGACGUCCAGUCAGACAUCCACGUUCACCUGCCAAAGUUCAAGCUGGAGGAGGACUACGACCUGAAGGAGCCUCUGUCCGAGCUGGGCAUGACAGACGUGUUCUGCCCGUCAAAGGCCGACCUGUCUGGCAUGAACGGUGAAGCAGGACUCUUCCUGUCUACGGUGAUUCACAAGGCCUUCAUGGAGGUGAACGAGGAGGGCACGGAGGCGGCUGGGGCCACAGCAGCCAUUGGAUUAGAUAGAUGUAUGUUGAGGGUGAAACCCUUCACAGCAGACCACCCCUUCCUCUUCUUCAUCAGGCACAAUCAAACCGGGGCCAUCUUCUUCCUUGGCAGGUACGCGUCUCCUCAGUAGACAGAACCAGGGCAGGAAGAUAUUCAAAUGAAAGCUUAAUCCUUUCAAUCUGGGUUUUAUUUUUGGGGCUUUAUGCUAAUUAGCAUGAUUUUUUCUUCUGUUUUUGCACUGAAAUUGUAGAGGAAGAUAUUAAUUAAUGAAAAGGGCUUAAUCCUUUAAAUGGGGGCUUUACUUUCUGGGAUUUAGGCUAUUUAGCUUGGUUUUUACUUCUGUUUUUGCACUGAAAUUAUAGAUGAAGAUAUUAAUUAAUAAAGAAUAGUUUUGAUCCAACAA